AUGGAGCCAGACCCAAAGGGACGUCUUCAAGAACAUGAAGAAGGAGGGAAUAGGAAGCGAGGUGCUGAGCCCCAGGAGGUAAAAGUGGUCCAGCCAGAGGAUGAUGUCUCAGUAACAGCAGGAGGGACCCUUAGACUGAAGUGUACGGUGACCGUUGGAGGUCGCCCAGGACCUGUGAAGUGGUUCUUGGGGGAAGGUCCCAGUCGGAAGCUCAUCUAUGCAGGUGUUGGAAAGUUUGAGAGAGUGAUGAAGGAAUACCAAGGCUCCAGCACGGAUUUCACCAUCCUCAUCCGUAACGUUUCUCUUGAGGAUACUGGGACUUAUUACUGCGUGAAGCAGAAGGCAGGACAUAAUGGUGACACCGAUGUGGAAUGUGGGCCUGGAACUAAGGUGCUUGUGACAGAAGGUGACCAAAACAAGUACCUCAUUCCCGCGGCUGCCGGGGCUGCCUGCGUCCUCCUUGCUGCCUUCGUCUCCAUAGCCAUUUACUUCUAUGCCAAGAAGAAAAGAGGUGAGUGA
This is a messenger RNA of Elgaria multicarinata webbii, 519 nucleotides long. RefSeq names its product tyrosine-protein phosphatase non-receptor type substrate 1-like. Gene Ontology annotation, cellular component: plasma membrane. The coding region runs from base 1 to 519 and encodes 172 amino acids. The record is from RefSeq and is a predicted model, not a curated record. The transcript is spliced from 3 exons. Lineage: Eukaryota; Metazoa; Chordata; Lepidosauria; Squamata; Anguidae.